ACGAACGUUUUCUUAAGCUUCCACGGCUCAGAGCGGGAGGGACUCAACUCGCGGAGGACUGGGUUUAAAAAGAGAGACGGGGAAGAGAAGAAAACGAGGAGUGUUCUCUGAGGGACCCGCUCUUUCCUUAGCAUAAACGCCGCAGAGUUUUAAAAUCCCCGACUCGAGCCUUAUAUAGGACAAGCAAGUCAUUUUGCUCCUUCUCCGGCUCGUGGCUUGUUCUAAACUUCAGGAGGAGGUCGGCAGGAUCGGAAAUCGGGUAGCUCUCCAAGGUUUCCCCUCCCCUUCCGUCCUCCCCUUAUGGAAAUCCAGGGGGGUUUCCCAGACUGUGGAAGCCUGGGUUGCUGGAGGUGGACGGAAAUCAGUGGGACUCGUUGCUGCCCGUGAGUCGCCACGAUCGCGCAAAAGCCGUUGCUCCCGUCGCUUGCUCGCUGCACGCUGUUCCCGAGGCCGCCAACUCGGAGCUGAGGCUAGCUGGAUUGUCUGCUUGUCUAGAAAGAGUCCCUUCGUGUCUGCUCGUCUCCCACUCCAGGGGCAACAGGAAACCAGUUUUGCUUGAAGACAGUAUCCAGGGAACCCAUUUCUGUCUCUGGGAGAUGCCUGCUGGUUGUUGCUAAGGUUGCAUCCACAGUAACAUGUGCAUCUUGUUUACACCUUCAUCGGAAGAAGUUGAGCUUGGCUAGUUCCACUGGUAUCACCUGGGGAGCAAGAGAAGGAAGUGCUGGUUCUGCAGUCUUGCAAUCUUACACUAGAUCCUCUUUCCUCCCUGAGGAGUUGUGUCUAGUCCCCUACCAAACACUGCACUGGACUGCAUUUCAUGUGGAGCUCCAAAAGUUGCAUUGCCUGCUCUGAUUUUAUAGAGGAAAGAGAUCUAGAGGUGAAAAGGGAGCACACAACUUUUUCUUGGGCUGUUUCCUCACUGAAUCCACUCCCUUGUUUUCAAGAUGACAAAUAACUCUGCAGAUCAUCAUCCUGGGAACUCUGUUGCAGAGGGCAGCUAUGAAGGGGACUUUGGCUGCUCUGUUAUGGACCUACGGAACCUUAUGGAACUUCGCAGUGCGGAGGCAGUGACCCGAAUAAAUGAUACCUAUGGGGGAGUGCAUAAUAUUUGCAAGAGGUUGAAGACCUCACCAAUUGAAGGCCUGUCUGGGAACCCAGCAGAUCUAGAAAAAAGAAGACAAGCAUUUGGCCAGAACUUCAUCCCACCCAAAAAGGCCAAAACCUUCCUGCAGUUAGUUUGGGAAGCAUUGCAGGAUGUCACGUUAAUCAUCUUGGAAAUUGCAGCCAUAAUUUCUCUGGGUCUCUCUUUCUAUCAUCCUCCUGAUGGCAACAAUGAAAUGUGUGGAGAAGCAAAGGGCAGUGCAGAAGAUGAAGGAGAAGCUCAAGCUGGCUGGAUUGAGGGAGCAGCCAUCCUCUUCUCGGUUAUUAUUGUGGUGUUGGUCACCGCCUUCAAUGACUGGAGCAAAGAGAAACAAUUCCGGGGUCUGCAGAGUCGCAUUGAGCAGGAGCAGAAGUUCACGGUCAUCCGUAAGGGACAGGUUAUCCAAAUUCCUGUAGCUGAGAUUGUGGUUGGGGACAUUGCUCAAAUCAAAUAUGGGGACCUGUUGCCAGCAGAUGGCAUUCUGAUCCAAGGAAAUGAUCUGAAAAUUGAUGAGAGCUCUCUGACUGGGGAGUCUGACCAAGUGAAGAAAUCUUUGGAUAAAGAUCCCAUGCUGCUUUCUGGUACUCAUGUAAUGGAGGGCUCUGGUCGAAUGGUGGUGACAGCUGUGGGUAUCAACUCACAAACUGGAAUAAUUUUUACUCUUCUGGGUGCUGGAGAAGGGGAUGAGGAGAAAAAGGUCAAGAAAGGUAAAAAAACCGGAGUCCCUGAAAAUCGCAACAAAGCCAAAACUCAGGAUGGUGUGGCCCUGGAGAUCCAACCGUUGAAAAGCCAAGAAGGGGUGGAAAAUGAGGAGAAGGAGAAGAAGAAGGUGAAGGUCCCAAAGAAGGAGAAAUCAGUGUUGCAGGGAAAGCUCACCCGCUUGGCAGUUCAGAUUGGAAAAGCAGGACUGAUUAUGUCAGCAAUCACAGUUAUUAUUUUGGUGCUGUAUUUUGUGAUCGACACUUUUGGGAUUCAAAGAAGACCAUGGCUGGCUGAAUGUACCCCCAUCUAUAUCCAGUACUUUGUCAAGUUCUUCAUUAUUGGUGUCACUGUGCUAGUAGUAGCUGUUCCUGAGGGCUUGCCCCUGGCUGUCACUAUCUCUUUGGCCUACUCUGUGAAGAAAAUGAUGAAAGAUAACAAUCUGGUUCGGCAUCUGGAUGCUUGUGAGACAAUGGGCAAUGCCACCGCUAUUUGCUCAGACAAGACUGGGACCCUCACCAUGAAUCGGAUGACUGUGGUGCAAGCUUAUGUGGGAGACACCCACUAUCGACAGAUUCCUGACCCAGAAGCUAUUCUGCCCAAGGUCCUGGACCUUAUUGUCAAUGGUGUUGCAAUAAAUUCAGCCUAUACCUCUAAAAUCUUGCCUCCAGAGAAAGAAGGGGGACUCCCACGUCAAGUUGGAAACAAGACAGAGUGUGGACUUCUGGGCUUUGUUCUGGACUUGAAACAGGAUUAUCAAGCUGUCCGUAGUGAAGUGCCUGAGGAAAAGCUGUAUAAGGUCUACACCUUCAAUUCUGUCCGCAAAUCUAUGAGUACAGUGCUAAAGAACCAAGAUGGGAGUUUUCGUAUGUACAGCAAAGGAGCCUCUGAAAUCAUCCUGCGCAAGUGCACAAAAAUUUUGGACAAGAAUGGGGAACCACGAUUAUUUAAAGUGAAGGACCGGGAUGAGAUGGUGAAAAAAGUGAUUGAACCAAUGGCUUGUCAGGGGCUGCGUACUAUUUGUCUGGCUUACCGGGAUUUCCCUGCUGGUGUUGAACCUAACUGGGAUGCUGAAAAUGAGGUUUUGUCUGACCUUACUUGCAUCACUGUUGUUGGCAUUGAAGAUCCUGUUCGUCCAGAGGUACCUGAGGCCAUUCAGAAGUGCCAGCGUGCUGGUAUUACUGUCCGGAUGGUUACAGGUGAUAACAUCAACACAGCACGUGCCAUUGCAACUAAGUGUGGGAUUUUGCUGCCUGGAGAGGACUUCCUGUGCUUGGAAGGAAAGGAAUUCAAUCGGCUCAUCCGCAAUGAGAAAGGAGAGGUGGAGCAAGAACAACUGGAUAAAAUCUGGCCUAAACUUCGAGUCUUGGCACGUUCUUCACCAACUGAUAAACACACCCUUGUGAAAGGAAUUAUUGACAGUACUGUUGUGGAACAGAGGCAGGUGGUAGCUGUGACUGGAGAUGGCACCAAUGAUGGCCCAGCCUUGAAGAAAGCAGAUGUUGGAUUUGCUAUGGGCAUUGCUGGCACAGAUGUGGCUAAGGAGGCUUCAGACAUCAUCCUGACAGAUGAUAAUUUUACAAGCAUUGUUAAGGCAGUGAUGUGGGGCCGCAAUGUAUAUGAUAGCAUUUCCAAAUUCCUGCAAUUCCAGCUGACAGUCAAUGUAGUGGCUGUGAUUGUGGCAUUCACAGGUGCUUGCAUCACACAGGAUUCGCCUCUAAAAGCUGUCCAGAUGUUGUGGGUCAACUUGAUCAUGGACACCUUUGCCUCAUUAGCUCUUGCCACAGAACCCCCUUCAGAGUCCUUGCUCCUGCGUAGGCCGUAUGGUCGCAACAAGCCACUAAUUUCCCGAACCAUGAUGAAGAACAUUCUGGGACAUGCUGUGUACCAGCUCACCAUUAUUUUCACAUUACUCUUUGCAGGUGAGAAAUUUUUUGAUAUUGACAGUGGCCGGAAUGCUCCCCUCCACUCCCCACCCACUGAGCAUUACACAAUUGUCUUCAACACUUUCGUCAUGAUGCAACUUUUCAAUGAAAUCAAUGCUCGCAAAAUUCAUGGGGAGAGGAACGUGUUUGAGGCCAUCUUCCAGAAUCCAAUCUUCUGUACAGUGGUGCUAGGAACCUUUGUUGCCCAGAUUAUUAUUGUGGAAUUUGGUGGCAAACCAUUUAGUUGUUCUGGACUUACCUUGAGUCAAUGGUUCUGGUGUAUUUUCAUUGGUGUAGGAGAGUUGCUUUGGGGACAGUUGAUCAGCUCUGUUCCAACAAAUCAACUGAAGUUCCUGAAAGAGGCUGGACAUGGGAUUACCAAAGAAGAUAUUCCAGAAGAGGAGUUGCCUGAGGGUAUAGAUGAAAUUGACCAUGCUGAAAUGGAGCUCCGGCGGGGACAAAUCCUGUGGUUCCGUGGUCUCAACAGAAUACAGACUCAGAUGGACGUAGUUUACACAUUCCAGACCGGCGCCUCCUCUUUACAGGGAGCCCUCAGGAGACAGCCUUCCAUCGUGAGCCAACACCACGAUAUCAAAGUGGUGAAUGCGUUCCGUAGCUCCCUGUAUGAAGGCCUCGAGAAACCCGAAUCCAGAAGCUCCAUUCAUAACUUCAUGACUCAUCCAGAGUUCAUCCUCGAGGAAGACGAGCCUCAGACCCCAUUCCUCGAUGGCACUGAUGAAGACUUGGAAGCUGAAGAACUUAAAAAGCAAAGUGAGGAGAGCCCAGGGGAGUCCUCACCCCUUAACACAAAUAACAAUGCAAUGGACAGCAAUAUAGCUGAGGACACCAUGCCAGAGCCAGAAAGCCCUUUACACAGCUUGGAAACAUCAGUUUGAUCUCUGAACUUUGACCCUCCUGCUUCCCCUUUCUCUAGGCAACAUAGGCACCAAUAUCUGACCGUAUACUGCAGCUACAUUGGCCACUUUCCUCUCUAUCCUCUUUAUGAUUUCUUGGCUGCAGGAAUCAUGUUACCACCUGGGUAGAGUUGGAUUUUCAAGCAAAUUGUUUGGCAGAGGUACCUCCCUCAUGAACUCACCAGUAUGAUCAUCAUCUUCUCAAGUUGGGUACCACAUGUCGGUAGUAGUGAUUUUUCUUCUUGCUCAAGUUACAUGCUUAAAUAGAGAAACUCUAGAUUCCCUGUAAAAGUUUGACGUAUAGCAUCUGUGGCACAGUUAUGAGAUACCUCCUUAAUUUUUGUUUAUGGAAUCAGAAUCCCAGAUGCUUUUAUAUGCCUUGGGAAGAUGGCAAUGAGUGUCAUGGGAAUGUUAUUAAAGGGGAGGGGGGUGAUCUGAGUAAGGAGCUGGGUAUGAAAGUGAACCCAGUCUGCUACAGAGUGGGGUGGGGGAAGAAAUAGUAUCUGUCAUUUUACCAUUUUGUUUCUUUACCUCUUUGUUUCCAGGUUAGUAUCAGUCACAAAAGAUGAGGAGGAAUAUAAUCAGUUUUAAAAUACAUUUUUUUAAAAGAAAUAAGGCUAAGUCACAAGGAGAUACCACAGUACCAUAUGUUCUGAGAGAAUUAAAUGUUAAGGAAAUACGGUUUUUAAUGAAAAGUAACUCUUGGGAUUUCAGAGGAAAUUAUUUUGGGACUCUGUGUUACCUGACGUAUGUAAGAUGUUUACGUAUUGCGUAUUAUUUGGUUGGGAUUUUGUCAUUUUGAAUAUCAGGUGAAUAUGUCAUCAGUAAGGUAAACAUCCCAACCUCUUUGAUUCCAAAUAAGAUGGGACAUGUUUGGCCUUGUAACAUUUGCUCAAUUUUCAUUUGGAUGAUUAGAGAGAAGGAGCCAGUUCUUUGGAGAGUGCAAGAUAAAAAGGCCACCUUUAAUAAGAAGCUGUCCGUUCUUGCAGUUUCUCUUGCAUUUUGAAUGCUGAAGAGUGAAAAAGUAACAGGAAAAAGUUUUGGGCACAAAUACAUACACAGAAUGCUUUUGUGUGUGGAAAAUGCAAAUGAAUCCAUUCUGUACAUUUGGGACAUACUGUGUAGUAUUGUGGCACAAAGCACUUUCCUCAGUUGGUAAGAAUGAGAUUCUCCCCGUUUCUUGUUAGGAGAGGCUUUCCCUUUCUUUGCACCUUGUGUUGCAAGGAUGCUUAUCGGUCUCAUCUUGAUACAACUGCAGUAUUAAGAUGCUGAUCUGAUGGGAGGUCACUGUUUCAGCCUUGCAGGUCACAGCUGUAUGGGAUGUCCUGCUGAAACUGCUUAUGCUGCACUUCUGCAAGAGAAGUGGGGCAUCCAAACGUGCACUGAUUUGGCCUCACAUCUCAGUUCACAGUGCUUUCCCUGGAAAGUGCUACCUGGAAGCAAAGAGAACCAAACUGUUCCUCUUCCUCUUGAAGGUUUUAUUGUCUGGCCACCAUCCCAGAAUUCAAGCGUCUGAGGCUUUUUGCUGGGGGUGGCACUUUAUUGUUUUUUCCUUUCCUUUGGAAGAACGCACAGCAGAAACUCCUGUGCCCUGUCUAAGCACUGCCCAAAGCCCUGCCUGUCCCAUAGGAGUCCAGUUCUUUGCCAAGAGAUAAGUGUUCCUUAAGCAAAGACAAAACUAACCAAGAAGAAAAGUGAAUUGUCUCUCUUUAUUCAACCUUUAAGCGCAGAUCCUUUUACCUGAUUGGUUGGUCACUGAAUUUCAUCCUGAGUUCAAAGUAGACUGAUGAAGAUUCCUUUUCCAUAGCUGUUCUUUGCAGGGCUGCUAUCAAGAGGACUUAAAUGCUAGGCUCAGCAAACUGCCAUUAUCUGAAAAAUGCCCACGAUCCACCCUCUGAAUUGCAGAUAAGGCCCCACGUCAUUCUCUCACGCCUUCCUUCCGGAUACCUCCACUUCAAUCCUUUCAUCUGAACUGUAUACAUUGGGAGGACUGUAGGGAGGGGAACUGCCAUUCCUUGUUGUGUAACCUAUCCGAUAAGGGGGAGGGCACCCCUUUUCAUUUCAUUUCAUUCUGUUCAAAACAUUGCAUUGCUUCGAGGGUCAUUUUUCUAUUUUAAAUACUUGCAAAAACAAAGGGGGGUGUUAGGCACCUGCGUGACUAUUUGUGAAAUAUUUGGGGGAGGGGAUACUGAUUUUAUUUUUAUGUUUGGGUGUUUUUUUUAAUUCAAACAUGUUUUGGAAGAAGAAGAAACUCACUCCAAAUAUCUGUAAUUGACAGAUUGCAGUGAGGAAUCUGGCCUACAUUUUUAUCCAUCUUUUCCCUUUUUUCCGUCUAGUUUCCUCAGGGGACAGGGGAUAAUUAUAUAAAUAUUAUGCAAAAAAUAUAUAGUUUUCUUUAGAUCAGAAACAUAUAUUUUUAAGUCAGCCAUAUGUAUUUUGUUUAAAAGAAACAAAGCUGUGAGUUACGUAACUGCAGUGGAAUGUAGUCCCGUGGCUGGCAGUGGAAAAUGAAUGUUUGGUCAGACUCUUGUCAGCUUCCUUUCUCCGAACAGCCAUCUUUGUAAUAAAGUCAGUUGUGUUAUGCAAAAAUGUUUUUUAUAUAAAUUAUGUUGAUAUGGCAGGUUGCUUAAAAUAUAAGUGUUUUACUGUGCAUAUAUUUUUAAAUGUAAAAUAGUUGAGUUUUUCCUAAUUUAGUUUCAGUUAUAAAACUGGCUGCAGUUGACUGGCUGAAAUUAUUCAGGACCUGUAGAGCACGUGGCCACGAGACAGGACUUUAUAUGAAAGCGAGGAGCCUCAGUUUGCAGAGUCACGGAUGUGCCCCCUCGCCCAUCGGCCGCCUUGCUGGUUCAGCUAAUGCUCUCGAUCAUCUGCUUGGGGAAAGGGAGGGAUUUCUUUUCAGUUAAAUCCCUCCUCCUGUUAAAAUAGUUGAACAGCUCUGUCCAAAGUUGACUGCAUCAGCCAUCUGAGAAAAGACAAGUAAACCCAGUCCAGCAAAGAUCAGCUCUUCAGUACAGAGUGCACACCUUAUUUUAUGUUACGUUGUUUUAUUUUUACCCUAUGCAGCGUUCUUCUGGAUGUAUCUGGCAUCCAAAUAAAGCAGUCCCUACACACAAGCCUACUUAUAAGUGUAGUCUAUCCUUGCUGGAUGGGAAUGAUGUUAGGUUGUAAUUUCUUACAACAGUAAGUAUACUGUUAGGAACAAAAUUAUCUUUGUAGGAAGCAAAUGAUAAUGGGAGGGAGAAAUAAUUCAAGGUUGUGCCAUGCCAGAUGGAAGACGGGGUAGUAUCCUCCUAUGUAUGUUGUUAUGCUUUGGGAUGAUUUAUUGAUUAAAAAAAUGAAAUGGACCCUGGACUAGUUUUUCAUCCAGUGCUCAAUAGUAGGAAUAUAUUCUUUUUGUUAAAUAAAUUGGCAGAUUAGUACCAAAGACAUUACAUCAUUUCCUAUGUGCAGUGAAAAAUAUCCAUUUUCAGGAGUUAAAAUUGUGCAAUUGGUUAUUUUUAUUCUAUUGCACAGGGAUCUGGUUUAAUUUUUAAAAGUUUUGUGCAAUAAGUUUUAGGAAAAUACUACUUUAAAAGGCAUUUCCAAGAGGAAAACAAAUCUAACUGUAAUUUUAGCCAUGGGCAAUUGUGAACACAGAUUUAUACAGUAACCUUGUUUUCUGGUAACAUUUGAACAGUGGUAUAAAUCUCUAAAUGAAUGUUCGUUUAGCUCUUGACCUACAGACCAACACAAGCACCCAUUAUAAUGGGGCUGCAAGCAAGUCCAUUAAAGUUCUCCAAUAAUUCCAAUUCAGUGGCCACAUUUCAAGAAAAGUGUUUUUAACGGAUCAGAAUCUGCUGACCACUGCCUAGUUCAGCAUUUUUUUCUGACCCACCAUACCUCUUGAUGAGAUUACAGCAAUUGUUGGGAUGGUUAUAGAUCUAAGAACAGACACAGCUUUGAAGAGUACAGGAAGGUGAUGACAGCUUCCAGAUGUGUCAUGGAAGUCUUUCAUGAAUAAGCUUCUGCUCAGAAGGUCACCAAACACUAUACGAGGGUCUUCUUGAUGAAGGACUCUUGGACAUCUAGCUCUACCACUAAAGAGAGGAAAUCAGUAGAACUCUCACUCCAGUCCAUGAUGCUUUUAGAAUUGCUUCAAUAUUACAGCCAAUAUAGCUGCACCCUAAUACUCUAUCCUACUUACUUUUUGGUUGUGCUUUGUAGCUGGCAAUAUUCCUAUUAACCAAAAACAAAGGAGUCCAGUCUACAGAUUCAUGUGCCCUUUAAACCCAUGGCUAAGACUACUUCUUCAGGUUUUUUUCUGCCCUUAAAUAAAUACAUAUACAGUAUUAACAUAAAUAUUGUAUAUAUAUUUAUUUAAAUCUUUUCAAAAGCAUGCAUAUAAGAAUUGUAAGUUUCCCCUUUUUCAAUAAACAGUAUAACAAGCAAUGGUAUUUUUGUAUUAAAAGAAAAAGACAAAACAAAAGACUGAAUAUUAUAUGGUAUGCAUGACAAAAUGGUUUCCAAAAAAAAAAAAAAAAAGUGUGGUUUCAAAGCAAUUAUGUACCCUGGUGUGUUUGCCAUAUUCUAGAGUCCAGCUUAAAGUGCACCUGAUCUGUAAUAGCAUUUUGAUAUUAUUUAAUCGCUAUGUACAAUGUUUUGCAUGUAUUUAUAAGGUUCUUGGGAUUUUUUUUUCUUUUUAGUUUGGGAAAGAAUAAAGAGAGGGAUGGGGUUGGAAUGAUUGACAAUGAGCUUUUCCUGUAAUAUUUGAAACUUUAAAUAUAGAUAAUGCUCUGAUUGGAAACAGUAUGAGGAAAUUAAGCUAAUCUGUAAGGUGCAACAGAAGGGGAAAGGGACAUUGUUUUGAACUAAUAAAGCUUGUUUCGCUGUUAAGCAGAAUCAAUGCACGAGUGCAUUGAGAGAAUAAACUGUGCCCACAUGUGA
Messenger RNA from Candoia aspera, 9602 nucleotides. RefSeq names its product ATPase plasma membrane Ca2+ transporting 4 (gene ATP2B4). Gene Ontology annotation, molecular function: ATP hydrolysis activity; ATP binding; PDZ domain binding. The record is from RefSeq and is a predicted model, not a curated record. NCBI's taxonomy places the organism in Eukaryota, Metazoa, Chordata, Lepidosauria, Squamata, Candoiidae. Gene Ontology annotation, biological process: calcium ion transmembrane transport; regulation of cytosolic calcium ion concentration. The transcript has 22 exons. Bases 945 to 4661 code for a protein of 1238 amino acids. Gene Ontology annotation, cellular component: intracellular membrane-bounded organelle; plasma membrane.